Sphaerulina musiva SO2202 is the source of this 1290-nucleotide messenger RNA. RefSeq names its product Cloroperoxidase. The transcript has 2 exons. Gene Ontology annotation, molecular function: peroxidase activity. The record is from RefSeq and is a predicted model, not a curated record. The annotation marks the transcript as partial. Lineage: Eukaryota; Fungi; Ascomycota; Dothideomycetes; Mycosphaerellales; Mycosphaerellaceae.
GCAGCGGCCUUCCCUCAAAUGGCCGAGAUGGUUGCCAACAACAAGCGACAGGUUGGGAUCCCGACAGGCGCAGUCCAGUUCCCAGAAUUCCCAGGAACACCGGUGCAUGCGAGCUUUAACAGCUUCGACGCAAGCUCGCAACUCGUAUCAACUUCGGGGGACCAUGAGUUCCGGAUGCCAGGUCCUGGCGAUGUGAGAGGACCAUGUGCAGGUCUCAACGCAGCCGCCAACCACGGCUACAUCCCUCGCGACGGUAUCGCUACUGCAGAGGCCAUCAACACUGGUCUGUGGGAGGCAUUCUCGCUCGACAAGACAGCAACUCUCUUCCUCCAGACAGCAACGAUGUUCUUCAACGGUGAUCCCAUCAGCGGUAGAUGGUCCAUUGGUCCACAUGACCCCCGGACGGGAUCACUCGGACCUCUCGAUGGCUUGCUCGGCAACGAGACCGGUAUCUGUGCAUAUGGACAUUUGAGAACGGAAGCAGAUGCUUCCAUCACCCGCGGUGACUGGCUUGCACCAACCAUGAACUCCAACUGCAUCUCAUACCCACAAUUCAUGCAGGAACUCUUCGAUCUCGCAGACCAGAUGGGCAACGGCCUGAUCACAGCACGUGUAAUGGCGCAGCACUCGUCCAACCGCAAGAAAUACAGCAUCGCCAACAAUCCCAACUACUUCGCUCCCGUGUACCCUGGUGUUGCCUUCACCUUUGGUGCACACAUGUUUGCCAAUGUGCUGCUCUCCAACCACUCCGCACAGGAGCCUCGGGGUUUCUUGACCAAGGAGGUGUUUAUGCAAUUCUUUGGGUACACUCGAGAUUCCAACGGAGCUCUCCAGUACACCUUUGGCUCUGAGCGCAUCCCCGACAAUUGGUACAAGCGAUCCGAGCAAGACCCAUGGACUCUCGCCGACAUUCUUGCCUCCACCGCUCAGCAAUGUGUUUCCUACCCCAGCAACUGCCAAGUGGGCGGCAACACCGGUACCGUCAACAGCUUCUCCGGUGUUGACCUCGGAGAUAUCUCUGGUGGUCUCAUCAACUCUGCGACAGAUCUCCAAGACCCACAGCGACUCGGCUGCUUCAUCUCGCAGAUGAUUCAAGCCGACACGCCAUCCUUCCUGGCGGGCGUCUUCAACGGCAACCUUCUCAGCCAAGCUAUGGGUGCGGUGCAGACCAAGCUGCUCCCUGCUCUUGCUGGUCUCGGUGCGUGCCCCAAUAUGCCCAAGGGAAAGGCACAGGGAGAAUGGGAUCACCAGUUUCCUGGCGCCAACAGUGCUGUUGAGGGACCUCGUAAC